Nelumbo nucifera (sacred lotus) is the source of this 780-nucleotide messenger RNA. Its product is annotated as putative phytosulfokines 6. The record is from RefSeq and is a predicted model, not a curated record. Gene Ontology annotation, biological process: cell population proliferation. Gene Ontology annotation, cellular component: extracellular region. NCBI's taxonomy places the organism in Eukaryota, Viridiplantae, Streptophyta, Magnoliopsida, Proteales, Nelumbonaceae. Gene Ontology annotation, molecular function: growth factor activity.
CUCUCUCUCUCUCAAGUCUCUCUCUCUAUCUAUCAUUCCCUCUCCCUCUCUCUGCUUCUGCUUCUCCAUAUCUUUUAUCUGCAUCUCUUCUCAUCUGGUAUUGAAUCUGUAACCAUGACGAAGACCUUUCAGUCUCGUGGGCUUCUUCUCCUCUUCCUUCUUUUCAUUCUGCUCUCCUUUUCAGCAAUAAACGCUCGUCUCUUGGAAGGAAAACAAGGUAACAAAGAUGUAAAGGAUAAUGGGGUUUUUAAUCGAGAUCUCAUGUUAGAAACAGUCGAAGAGGAUGCUUUGAAUUUGAUGGGAAUGGAGAAAUGUGACAACGCGGAUGAAGAAUGCCUAAAGAGGAGGAAGACUUCGGAGGCUCAUUUGGACUAUAUUUACACCCAGCACCAUAAACCAUAGAUUUUCCAUAAGAACAAGAUCAAGUUCCAUGCUUUGUUUCUCCAUAGUCUUCUCCUUGAGUUUAGUUCAGUACUAUGAAACACCUCUUGUUCAGCUCAAGGCUACAAAACCUCCACAAAAAUAGCUUAAAAUCUGGGUAUUGGUCUCUCAUUUUUAUAUAUUAUUCCAACUACUACAUAUAUAUAGUAUGGAUAUGAGUUGUUAGUGUUUGUUUUUCAGUACUACCCUACCCUAUUAUGUUGGUGACUAAAUCUACAAGGCUUUGAUUCUUGAAAUGUCUUUGAUCUCGGAAAGAAAUAGUUUUCUGACUUUAUCCCUCAGAUCUGUCAUGAAGUUUUAAUACUUAGCAGUGUGAGCUUGAUAUUCCCUUCAGGGCAA